Cotesia congregata is the source of this 237-nucleotide messenger RNA. The record is from the annotation of a GenBank genome assembly. NCBI's taxonomy places the organism in Eukaryota, Metazoa, Arthropoda, Insecta, Hymenoptera, Braconidae.
AUGCCUGGACAAGUAAACCACCAAGUAAACAUAUCCCGUAAAACAUUCCACACCAUCUAUGAGAUAUCAAAGCUCCUGAACACAAACCUCGACCAGACAACCCUGAGUAUCUGCAUCAGACUCUGCGAGAACGGAGUGAACCCUCAGGCACUUGCAAAGGUCGUAAAAGAAAUCCAGAAAGAAGUCAAGGCUCUUGAGAAUAAUGACAUAGAAUCCACAAAAGCUCUCAAUAAAUAA